UGGCUCGCGACCGCGGCGGCGGCCUAAACAGCGGCAAUAGGCGCAACAGCGGCGGCGACUGCAGGGACGACGACGACGACGGCGGGGCGGGCGCUGCGCGCAGAGGGGAGGGGUCGGCGGGCGGCGCCGGCGGCUUCAACUGCGGCAGCGACAGCCAGGGCGACGGAAGAAGCUGCUCCGCCGGCCGGCGGUCGGGUUAGGCCUCCGCGGCGCCGGGAGCGGCUCGCGCUGUCCUCUGCGGGAGAUCUCCAUAGAGACCGUGACAAACAGACGCGGGGUCCGCGCGAGCUGCCGUUCUGGAGCCGGGUCCGCGGCCUCACCCUCCGCCCCCCCCGUCGCCGGCGCGCGCGCACCCUCGGUUUCUGCUCGCGACCUCGCGGUUCUCCGUGAGUCUGUGCCUUACUGUGUGGGCAGCGCGGGCCGACUUUUGGGCCGGGGCCGGGCGGGGGAGGCCCUAAGGCCGCCGCCUCUGCCUCUCCCGCCCGGGAGCGGGAAGCCGCCGAGGCUCCACCAUGGCCUCGGGAGCCGGAGGAAUAGGAGGGGGCGGUGGCGGCAAGAUCCGGACGCGGCGCUGCCACCAGGGGCCAAUUAAGCCUUACCAGCAGGGGCGACCGCAGCACCAGGGCAUUCUUAGCAGGGUUACAGAAUCUGUUAAGAAUAUUGUGCCAGGGUGGCUACAAAGAUAUUUCAACAAGAAUGAAGAUGCAUGUAGCUGCUCAACAGACACGAGUGAGGUUCCACACUGGCCAGAAAAUAGAGAUGAUGAUCAUGUGAUAUAUGGCCAUGACGAGAGCUCUAAUAUUAAUGAUGGGAGAAUCACCCCUGAGCCAGCUGUCAGUAAUACAGAAGAACCUUCAACAACUAGUACUGCUUCCAGUUACCCAGAUGUAUUAACAAGGCCUUCUCUUCAUCGGAGUCACCUGAACUUCUCCAUGCUGGAAUCCCCAGCGUUGCACUGUCAGCCGUCCACGUCCUCGGCAUUCCCAAUUGGCAGUUCUGGAUUUUCCCUUGUAAAGGAAAUAAAAGAUUCUACCUCUCAGCAUGAUGAUGACAACAUCUCAACUACCAGUGGUUUUUCUUCAAGAGCCUCUGAUAAAGAUAUAGCUGUUUCAAAGAACACUUCAUUGCCACCUCUGUGGUCCCCAGAGGCUGAACGUUCUCAUUCACUCUCACAACAUACUGCCACCAGCUCAAAAAAACCAGCAUUCAACUUAUCUGCCUUUGGAACACUUUCCCCUUCACUUGGGAAUUCUUCAAACCUUAAAACAAGUCAGCUUGGAGAUUCUCCUUUUUAUCCUGGAAAAACAACAUAUGGUGGGGCAGCAGCUGCUGCAAGACAGUCUAAGCUACGAAAUCCACCUUAUCAGGCACCAGUCAGAAGACAGAUGAAAGCUAAGCAACUUAAUUCACAAUCUUACGGUGUGACCAGUUCAACAGCUCGGCGAAUAUUGCAGUCUUUAGAGAAGAUGUCAAGUCCUCUAGCGGAUGCGAAAAGAAUUCCAUCAGUUGUUUCUUCACCUCUAAACUCUCCUCUUGAUAGGAGUGGGAUCGAUAUCACAGAUUUUCAAGCCAAAGAGAAAAGUUCUGUGGACGCUCAGUAUCCCCCUGUUCAGAGACUUAUGACUCCAAAGCCAGUUUCCAUUGCAGCAAAUCGAACUGUUUAUUUUAAACCAUCUCUGACCCCAUCUGGUGAAUUAAGGAAGAUUAAUCAAAGAAUAGAUAAAAAGGACAAUACUGGAUAUGAAAAAAAUAUGACACCAAGACAAAAUAGAGAACAAGAAAGUGGCUUUUCAUAUCCAAAUUUCAGUAUUCCUGCAGCCAAUGGUUUAUCUUCUGGAGUAGGUGGUGGAGGUGGCAAGAUGAGACGAGAGAGAACACGCUUUGUUGCUUCUAAACCUUCAGAGGAGGAGGAAAUGGAAGUACCAGUAUUACCGAAAAUCUCCCUACCAAUCACCGGUUCUUCACUGCCUACCUUCAAUUUUAGUUCUCCAGCAAUCGCAACUUCCUCUCCAUCACCCACUGGUCCAUCUCAGUCAUUAACAAACAAGGUACAAAUGACAUCUCCGAGCAGCCCUGGUAGUCCCAUGUUUAGAUUUUCAUCUCCGAUUGUAAAAUCUACUGAGGCAGAUGUACUACCUCCAUCCUCUAUUGGAUUUACAUUUAGUGUGCCUGUUGCAAAAACAGAAUUUUCUGGCUCUAGUAGUACUUCAGAACCAAGCAUAAGUACUUCAGCUCAAGAUAUCACUGCGGUGAACAGCACAAGCUGUAAGAAGCGAGAUGAAGAUUGUGAGGGACUUUUUAGACCUGUAAAAAUCCUGAAAGAAGGAAGCGUUUUAGAUGUUCUGAAAAGCCCUGGUUUCACAUCACCAAAGGUAGAUCCUCUUGCUGCUCAGCCUACCACGACAAGCCCAGAAGUUUAUACAAGACCAGCAAUAAGUACAUUUUCUUCUAGUGGAAUCGGGUUUGGGGAAAAUUUAAAGGGUGGAUCAUCAUGGCAGUGUGAUACCUGUCUACUCCAGAACAAAGUUACAGACAACAAGUGCAUAGCCUGUCAAGCAGCAAAAUUACCAUCAAGAGAAACUGCCAAACAGACUGGAAUCGGGACACCAACCAAAAGUAGCAAAGCAACUCUUUCUGUGUCGGGUACAGGCUUUGGAGACAAAUUUAAACCAGCAAUAGGAACUUGGGAUUGUGACACCUGUUUAGUGCAAAAUAAACCAGAAGCAAUGAAAUGUGUAGCCUGUGAAACACCAAAACCUGGUACUGGUGUGAAGCGAGUGCUCACGUUGUCCGUGGUUUCAGAAAGUGCUGUGACCAUGGCUGCAACAUCUUCCACCUGCACUGUGGCGUCUGGUUCUUUAGGAUUUGGAGAUAAAUUCAGAAGGCCUGUGGGGUCUUGGGAGUGUCCAGUUUGCUGUGUUUCUAAUAAUGCAGAAGACAACAAGUGUGUGUCCUGCAUGUCUGAGAAGCCAGGAAGUUCAGUACCUGCUUCAAGUAGCAACACUGUACCUGUCUCUCUGUCUUCUGGAGGCUGCCUGGGAUUGGACAAGUUCAAAAAACCUGAGGGAAGCUGGGACUGUGAAGUGUGCUUCGUACAGAAUAAAGCCGACUCUAGCAAAUGUGUUGCAUGUGAAAGUGCAAAGCCAGGCACGAAAACUGAGUUUAAAGGCUUUGGCACAUCUUCCUCAUCUUUGAAUCCAGCAACUACAUCCUUCAAAUUUGGUAUCCCAUCAUCAUCUGGGCCUUGUCAGACCUUAACAAACACUGGCAAUUUUAAAUUUGGUGAUCAGGGAGGAUUCAAAAUAGGUGUAUCAUCUGACUCCGGAUCUAUAAACCCCAUCAGUGAAGGCUUUAAAUUUUCUAAACCUACUGGAGAUUUUAAAUUUGGAGUUUCAUCAGAUUCUAAACCUGAAGAAGUUAAAAAGGACAGUAAAAAUGAUAAUUUUAAGUUUGGACUUUCUUCUGGUUCAAGCAACCCAGCUUCUUCAGCUUCAUUUCAGUUUGGAGUGUCUAAUCUUGGGCAGCAAGAAAAGAAGGAGGAACUGCCAAAAUCUUCAUCUACAAGCUUCAGCUUUGGUACGGGCAUUAUUAACCCUACCCCUGCUGCUACUGAAACUGUGGUGACCUCUGAGAGCAAGAGCAGCUUCAGUUUUGGAACCAUAGAAACCAAGAGUGUCUCAGUGACGCCUUUCACAUGUAAGACAACAGAAGCUAAAAAGGAAGAAAUGCCUACGACCAAGGGCGGAUUCACUUUUGGCAAUAUGGAACCUGCCUCUCUGCCUUCUGCCUCCAUGUUUGUUUUGGGAAGGACAGAAGAGAAGCAACAAGAGCCUGUCACUUCUACUUCUCUGGUUUUUGGGAAGAAAGCUGACAAUGAAGAGCCGAAGUGUCAACCAGUAUUUUCCUUUGGGAAUUCAGAGCAAACCAAAGAUGAGAGUUCUUCAAAGUCAACAUUUAGUUUCAGUAUGACAAAACCAUCUGAGAAGGAAUCUGAUCAACCAGCAAAGGCUACAUUUGCUUUUGGAGCUCAAACCAAUACUACAGCUGAUCAAGGUGCAGCAAAGCCAAUUUUUAGUUUCUUGAACAACAAUUCCUCUGGUUCAAGUACCCCAGCCACUUCAGCUGGUGGUGGCAUAUUUGGUAGUUCCACUUCUUCCUCCAACCCGCCUGUGGCUGCCUUUGUGUUUGGGCAGGUCAGCAAUCCUGUGAGCAGCUCCUCCUUUGGUAAUUGUGCUGAAUCCAGUACGUCGCAGUCUUUGCUGUUUUCUCAGGACAGCAAACCAGCAACCACAUCCAGCACAGCUACAGCAGUCACCCCGUUUGUCUUUGGGCCAGGAGCCAGCAGUAAUAAUACUGCGACCUCUGGUUUCAGCUUUGGAGCUACAACCACGACUAGUGCUGCAGGAUCCUCCUUUGUAUUUGGCACUGGACCUUCAGCACCAUCUGCCAGUCCAGCAUUUGGUGCUAACCAGACCCCAACAUUUGGACAGAGUCAAGGUGCCAGCCAGCCUAAUCCCCCGAGCUUUGGGUCUAUAUCAUCUUCAACAGCAUUAUUUUCUGCUGGGUCUCAGCCUGCACCUCCUACUUUUGGAACAGUGUCAAGUAGUAGCCAGCCUCCUGUGUUUGGACAACAGCCUAGUCAGUCUGCAUUUGGCUCUGGAGCGGCUCCUAAUUCCAGUUCAGUUUUCCAAUUUGGCAGCAGCACUACAAAUUUCAACUUCACAAACAACAACCCAUCAGGAGUGUUCACAUUUGGUGCAAAUCCUAGCGCGCCUGCAGCCUCGGCCCAGCCCUCUGGCUCUGGGGGCUUUGCCUUCAACCAGCCUCCAGCAGCAUUCACAGUGGGGUCAAAUGGGAAGAAUAUGUUCUCCUCUUCUGGAACUUCAGUUUCUGGUCGAAAGAUAAAGACUGCUGUUAGACGCAGGAAAUAAAGGUCACAAUGGUGUUACAACAGUUUUAACGACAGCUGGUGCCCUUCUUUCAGAUACUGGAUUGUACUCCAGACCGGGCUCGUCUGAAGUCAGAUCUGCCUAAGAACUUCUUUAAUUUGGGAAUUUUCCUCCUCUUUCUUUACGGAAGCUCCGUUCCCAUCUAUCCCACCCACCCCCCUUUUUUAAAAAAUAAUAGCUAGACUGGUGACUGAUUCUAAAGCAAAAAUAUUUUAUGAUCCAGCACAUUAUUCACUGAUUUGGCAUAGUCUGGCUGCCCCAGGAAUAGAGCCUGCACGGUGAAUGGCUUUGUAUAGACCCUCUUCGUCUGCACACAGCGUGCGCUGAUAGCGUUUGUGGAACGCGCUGAACUUGUAAUUAUACCUGAGGAAUCCUGUAUAGAUUAGAGGACGUUGAAAUGAAUGAUCUCUAUGCCGAGUUUGUGCUGGUGUACGUGUGAAGUGAGUGAGUUGGGUGUGUUGUGCACUAAGAUUUUCCGAUAGAGAAAACCUGAUUAAAGAAUGGUCCAUGCCAAGGACUUGUUAGAUCUAGUUCAUCGUCCAUUUAAUAAUUAUAUGCUAUUUCUACAUUUUCAUUCUUCUAUCACCUGUCUUGCCUUUUCAUUAUUUUAUUAUGAAACUUCUGUAAAUACAAUUUUGUUUCUGUACUUUUUUGGCAUAACAUAAAUCUGUGAACUUGAAAUUUUAAUUUUGUGUUAGACAUUUUUUUGUUGUUUGUUUAGUCUUGUCUCAGAUUUUAUUAUGUAAAUCCCAUUAUUCAAAGUUGCCUAAAUCCAUUUAGAAAUCUUAAAAAAAAAAAUUGGGGAUACUUAAAGUUGAAUUUAUUGGCUUUUCUGAUCCAGUUUUGUUUGGACCAAAAACCAGUAUUGUACAAAGUAUUAAGCAUAUAUUUUUAUAUUUACUGAAAUGGACUGUGGUGACUUUGGAUAAUAAGGAAAAGUUUAAUAUUAAAGCCAUGUUUAUUACAGUAUAAUUAACAUGUUAAACCAUGGGAUAAAUGCCAUCAAUAAAAAUUUAUGAAGCACUUUU
Sciurus carolinensis (gray squirrel) is the source of this 5977-nucleotide messenger RNA. It is a transcript of the gene Nup153, whose product is annotated as nucleoporin 153. Gene Ontology annotation, molecular function: structural constituent of nuclear pore. Lineage: Eukaryota; Metazoa; Chordata; Mammalia; Rodentia; Sciuridae. Gene Ontology annotation, biological process: RNA export from nucleus; protein import into nucleus. Gene Ontology annotation, cellular component: nuclear pore. The record is from RefSeq and is a predicted model, not a curated record. The transcript is spliced from 23 exons. The coding region runs from base 513 to 4931 and encodes 1472 amino acids.